AUGCCAACAGCCACACGAAACACGAUAGAAACAACAACGAAAAACGCUGGUUCAUUCACUUCUCACGGCCAACCAGCCAAAGCCCACACGCUGCCAUCACGCGACACGCUCCCCGAGCGCGUCCCCACGGACACACACACACACGCACACAGAGAGAGAGAGAGAGAGAGAGAGAGAGAGGAAAACAUCAACAACACCACUCUGUGCGACGAUCGACAGCAGCCCAAACCCCGCCAACCGCCGCCGGUCCACACCGCCCACAUCCCCCUCCACCCCCCACCCAAUAACCUCAACCAAACCCCAACACAGACACCGACGCCCUGA
This is a messenger RNA of Monosiga brevicollis MX1, 324 nucleotides long. RefSeq lists its product as uncharacterized. The record is from RefSeq and is a predicted model, not a curated record. The transcript has a single exon. Bases 1 to 324 code for a protein of 107 amino acids. Lineage: Eukaryota; Choanoflagellata; Craspedida; Salpingoecidae.